This is a messenger RNA of Exaiptasia diaphana, 405 nucleotides long. RefSeq lists its product as uncharacterized. The transcript has 4 exons. The record is from RefSeq and is a predicted model, not a curated record. NCBI's taxonomy places the organism in Eukaryota, Metazoa, Cnidaria, Anthozoa, Actiniaria, Aiptasiidae. The coding region runs from base 24 to 302 and encodes 92 amino acids.
ACUCAGUACAUGUUGAUGGCAACAUGAAACUAUACCGAUUUAAAUCUGCAAGACCACGAAAGAGAGAUACCUACUACAAUGAUGUCUUUGUUGCCCCUAAUGACAAGGUUGAUCAACAUAUAAAUAAGGUUUACAAAGGUUCCAAGGGAAAUAUUGUCAAGGGAGACAAAGAUUGCAAGUGUGGGGAAACCAAUUGGAGAGCCGCAGGAAAUACUCUGCAAAAAAAGAAAAAUCUUGUUGAAACUGRACUCGAAAUUGCUGGUUGUAGACAUGCAUUAGCUCAAAAAUUUCUUUUGGUAUGAUGUUGUUUGCAAGUAUUGGCSGUGGCUAGAGAAACAUGAUAAUGGGAAUCAUUCUAAAAUGAAGCCAGCCCUUUCAAUGUUUCAUGCUAAAGUACAUUCAUGG